This is a messenger RNA of Aspergillus vadensis CBS 113365, 1041 nucleotides long. RefSeq names its product DUF1917 domain-containing protein. The record is from RefSeq and is a predicted model, not a curated record. The coding region runs from base 1 to 1041 and encodes 346 amino acids. The transcript has a single exon. Lineage: Eukaryota; Fungi; Ascomycota; Eurotiomycetes; Eurotiales; Aspergillaceae.
AUGCCAGACCUAUCAGAAGAAUCCAGUUUCUACGGCUUGUACUCCCUCCAAUGCAAACGAACCCACCAACUAACCAACCCCACAGGUUCGGAGGAAGAGACAACACGUCUAGAAGAGGAAGUGUCCAAACUCGACACCGACCACUACUGGACAGACAUCCAUCCACAUGAGUACAAUACCAUCAAGCAAAACGUCCUUGCAGCCCGAGGAACCAUGCCCUCAUCGCCAUCCGAUGCAUCAGAUGCACCCGAGCCCAUGGACCUUACAACUUCACCCCCAUCAACCCCAAUCCCCACCCACGACUUCGACGUCCCAAUUUCAAGCACAGACACAACCCCAAUCAGACACAACCGCCCCUCACCCAACGAACCUAUAUCAUCCUUCCUCGCCCGUCUACGCCCAUCAUCCACCCUCUCCACAUCCCCCACAGGGUCCUGGAUAUACGUAUCCAGCUACAGUUACCAGAACCCCCAAGCGGACAUCAAGAAGCUUGUGAAAGACGGCACAGCCGAGCUAGGCGCGCACGAGGACAGGAUCUCCCAGGCGCGGGCCGAACACGCUAAGAAGCCGAAGAAGACGCAAACGCCGGCUGCGCUGACGCGCGAACUCACCAGGCACCGUGUAGAUCUGGAGAGGACGCUGUUUGCUCUGGCGCGGGAAACGGGUGUGGUUUCGGGCAAGUGGAUGUUGUUUAUCUCGCCGGCGAAGGUGGAUGAGGUGUGGGGGGUGGUGGCGGAGGCUACGGCGAAGGGGGAGUUGGGGUUCGGGGCUAAGGUGGCUACUGCUACUGCUACUGCUGGUGGUGGUGAAGAAGGGGGUUCAAACAAGACGAGGUUGAUUUGCAUCUAUACGAAGGAUUAUGAGGAUAGAGCUGAUGUGGAGAGGGUUUUGAGGAAGAUGGUAGCUUUGGAAUUGGUGGAUUUGGAUGGACGGCCGAUUUAUUAUAAGUGUGAUGCGUAUACGCAUUUGGAUAUCAAGGGGGGUAAUGUGUGGGGGUUGAGGGCGAGUAUGUACUCGAGUCGGGAUUUUGGGAAGAAGUAG